Molecule: messenger RNA, 1329 nt
Organism: Aspergillus tanneri
Lineage: Eukaryota; Fungi; Ascomycota; Eurotiomycetes; Eurotiales; Aspergillaceae
Exons: 1
Coding region: 1-1329 (442 amino acids)
Source: RefSeq, a predicted model, not a curated record
AUGCAUACGAUGCCGUCACCGACCUUUGCCAUUUCCCGACAAGCUCCUCCGGUAAGACCUUCACGGUCUCUUGAGGGUAUGGAACGAGUCAUACCCCCGGAGUCUCCAGUUCGCCCUGCCCUCAAGCUGGAUAAACCCCUUCCAGAGCUCCCGCAAAAACCUCUACCGGCGACUCCGUCGAUGGAGGCUUCGACGGCAUGGAGCGAUGACAGCAGUCUCUCCGACAGCUUCGACAGUCGACGCCAGUCCACCGUCUCGACCGAGAGCUAUCCAGUCGUUGUUCGCUCUCCCUCGGACGAUCUGGCCGAGCUAGUCGAUCAUCCGCCCAUCCCGUCUUUAGGUCGCUCUUCACCUAUCGAGCCCUACGAGAAACCGCGCCCUUCACCCGUUGCCUUCUCGUCUCAGUAUCUGCCUUGGACGCCCAACCGACCGCGUCCCAAUCACUAUUUUCGGGAGAAGAAGUGGGAUUUCUUCCCGGAGCUCGCCAUUCCGUCAGAGCUGCCGCCAACUUUGCCCAGGUUCCCGCCCAGUUGUAAACCCCUCAAGAAGGAUGCCCGUGGACUCAACCUGGUGCCAUUUGACUUUGCGAAGAAAAGUAGUCCCGCCGAUCGGGGCGGGCUCACGCUGGCCCAUGACAUGCGGAACUCGAUCCGAUCCUAUGUCCAACGACGAAUCUCCAAGCACUCCGUCGACAAGGAGAAAUCCCGACGGAAACGACGGCCUGUCACCGCUCCGGAGUGCACGCGCAAGGAUCAUCCGACCCCUCGAGCACCGUCGAGCAACUACUCCGAUCGUGACAGCAUUGCGUCGCGGAAAACUGAGCCGCAAGAAAGCGAGAGACCGAAACGGUUGUCGGGGUCGACUCGCUCCAGCGCCUGUGAACAGGCGAAGAAGCCCUUAGCCUUGGAACCGAUCGCCUUUCAGCGGCGGAGGCAGCUGGCCGUGCCCAUCUCGCCCUAUCAGAAGUAUGGAGCGACUAUUUGGGACAAAUCCGGUCGCGAGAAGCGAAUCAGCUACCGACAGACCCAAAAUGUGAGGUUCCCACGGUAUCAGAAGAGGUCCUCCACACCGAAGCCGGGAUUGGUCAUGACGGAUAAUACGCCCCCCUUAUCACCACGGCAGCGCUCCCCGCUGCCGCAGAACACGAGGGACUGUAUGAGAGCGCUGCAGGAUAGGACGAGCCUGGUUCUGGUGGCCUUGGAGGAAGCCAAACAGAGGGUGGUCCAGGCGCGCAUCGAUCGGAAGCGGAUGCAGCUGAAGUCACAAAUCCGAGUAGUUGGACCAGUCAGUCCACAUAAUGCUAACGCUCGGGUAGAUCCCUGGAUAUGA